AUGCUGCGCGCGGUGACGUCUCGAAUCGCGCGCCGCGUCGUCGGCGCGCGCGGCGCGGCGUCGACCGCGGACGCGAGCGGGGUCUGGCGAGGGUACGACGCCGUGCCGGACACGCCCGACGGAUUCACCGCGCGAUUCGCGGUGUCGGAGACGAACCCGAACGGCGUCGAGGUCAUCAUGGAGAAGUGGCGCGCGGGGGCGCGGGAGCCCGCGCACUCGCACCCCGGCGACGACAUGACGGUCGUCGUCGAGGGAUCUAUGGCGGUGCAGUUCUUCACGAAAUCCGACGAUGGGACGCUGGUGAAGGACGGCGCGCCGCUGGUGCUGAAAAAGGGCGACGCGGGGCACAUCGCGGGGGGGAGAAUACACGACGCGGCGUAUCUGGAGGAUUGCAAACUGGUGUACGUGCACGACGGACGAUUCGGGUUCGUCGCCGAGGGCGCGGCGUGA
Messenger RNA from Ostreococcus lucimarinus CCE9901, 450 nucleotides. RefSeq lists its product with no specific name. Lineage: Eukaryota; Viridiplantae; Chlorophyta; Mamiellophyceae; Mamiellales; Bathycoccaceae. The transcript is spliced from 2 exons. The record is from RefSeq and is a predicted model, not a curated record. Bases 1 to 450 code for a protein of 149 amino acids.